This is a messenger RNA of Schistocerca gregaria, 5486 nucleotides long. RefSeq names its product peptidoglycan-recognition protein LA-like. Gene Ontology annotation, biological process: peptidoglycan catabolic process. The record is from RefSeq and is a predicted model, not a curated record. Gene Ontology annotation, molecular function: zinc ion binding; N-acetylmuramoyl-L-alanine amidase activity. The transcript is spliced from 4 exons. Bases 1812 to 2852 code for a protein of 346 amino acids. NCBI's taxonomy places the organism in Eukaryota, Metazoa, Arthropoda, Insecta, Orthoptera, Acrididae.
AGUCAACCGAGGUCGCCGUGGCCGUGUGGCGGUAAACAUCCCGGCACUGCGGUUUCUUAACGGAACGAGGCUGCGGCGAUGAAAGCCCCCACUCCACCUGCCGACUCCUGACACGGAGGUGCUCGUUCCACGUCUCGUUCCUCACUGCGAUGUGCUACAGAUUGCUCCAAAGUGGCUUCACCUGCAACAGCGUUCAGUAACUUCGUAUACGGAAGACGUUCGGACAGGUGCUUCAAGCCCAUACGGUAAUCGCUGCGGUAUAUUCUCAACAAUACUGCGGCGUUUAUUGACUCUCCUAUUUCCCGUUUUUCGUGUAGUCGGCUCCGCGGCAGAUUUCCACGAAGUGUCAGUUGUUUUCUACUGUCUGGAUGACGCAGUGGCAAAGUGGCUACCAGAAGUCGUGUACUGCAACAGUAUUUUGUUUAAGACACUACUGCAGCUCUUGAUGCAACAGACUGGCCAUCAAGACAAGAAGAAAUUCAUAUUGUGAAUGUGAAAACAGUAUGAAAUGCGGAAUUAGCCUACAUGGAAAGAAUGUUCAGUGACUUCAUAUACGGAAGAAGUUCGCACAGGUGCCUCAAGUCCAUACGAUAGCCACUGUGGUAUGUUUCAACAACACUGCGGCGUUUAUUGACUGUCCUAUUUCCUGUUUUUCGGGUACUCGGCUCGCCGCAGAUUUCCACGAAGUGUCAGUUGUUUUCUACUGUCUGGAUGACGCAGUGGCAAAGUGACUACCAGAAGUUGUGUACUGUAACCGUAUUUUUAUUUUGUUUAAGACACUGCUGCAGCUCUUGAUGCAAGAGACUGGCCAUCAAGACAAGAAGCAAUUCAUAUUGUGAAUGUGAGAACAGUACGAAAUGUGGAAUUACCCUACAUGGGAAGACUGUGCCCUGAGAGAGAGACACGCAAUGCGCAAGUGUAGCAGCAAGUUGCGUAUCUCAUCCCGUACCAGCUAAUAUUUCUGUUGGUGGUAUGUUGUCUGACCUUGUCGCGACAAUGAGUCACCCUGUUGAAUCAGAGGAAACUCAUCACAUUCACAACUGAGUUCUUUCAACUGUACCGCCUGUAGUAAACACGUCCCCGCUUCUUUCCUAAGGUGCGCAACUAAUUACUUUGGACGUUUGUCGUGGACACGUAGGUGAGUGACUAACGUGUCAUUUUGCAGCUGUUAAGACUAGAUUUAUGCGCGCUGUGGAAAACUUUCCUCGAACUGCAUUCCACCACAAGUGACGUGUUCACCAGAGAAAUAGCUGAUAAAGCACUAAAUAUAUCUUAUGUUCCCGCAGACAAGCAUUUGCUCGUGAAUUCGUGCUUGUUUUGGAGCUUCCUUGACCACUGUGCAACUCCCGUCUUAUUUUCUUUGAAUCUCUGAAGUGACUGGAAGGACUAGCGUUGGAAUUGUCUAGAAAUAACAGAAGACUCUUUGGAACUGUGGAAUGCGAGAGAAGUCUGAAGAUAAAUGUUUUAGUAAGGGGUUCUGUGGUUUUCUCCCCCAAGCGUCUCACGGUUAAUCACCACUCUGCCAGCUGAUGGCAGUAGCGUAUCAGUAUCGAUAUCUGCAUACGAAAACCAGGCGCUACAGUGGAAGCGCUAGUAAGAGGUUAAUAAGUGUCGUGAACGCUAAACGAGGACUGAUUGUGUGCGAGUAAGAGAGAAGACGGGAGGUAGCGUCGUGGUGACGCGGUCGUGAGGUCCAGUAGCGCGCAGUGUGACGUAAUUGCCGGCAGCGCCACCGGCGGCGGAGCGGACGUAAUUGAGGUAAUCGGCGAGCCGGCGAUGGCACUGCAGCAGCCGCAGCCGCAGCCGGCGGCAUGAAGCUGCUGAGGAGUUCCACUCGACACAGGGCCGCCACCGCGGCGCUGCUGAAGCGUCUGCAGCCGCAGGCGCUGCCGCCGGGCAACCCCGCCCAUCCGGCCCGGCGCUCUAGUACGGGCGUCGCCAGAGGGAAAGGCGUUCUGACCGGCGUCGCAUCCUCGGGAAUCGGCGGCAGCGCAGAAGUGAGCAAGCGCUCUGGCGGCGAUGGCGCUAGCGGCAGAGGUGCGCUCUGGUGGCGGCGUCCCAAACUGCUUGCGGCAGCAGGAGCGUUCGUAGUGCUCGUGGCCAGCGCCGCGACGGCCGUGGCGCUGCUGUGGCCCUCCUCGAGAGUUGGGUCGGUCGCCUCCACUCCCAUCACCUCCAGUCGCAACACUAUGGCGUCCCAGAGGAACUACGUCAUCCCCACAGUGCCUCCGCCGAACCCGGAACUGGUGCUGAAGAAUGGACAGCGUAUCGUUCCCAGGUCCCUGUGGAGCAGUGGCGUGCCGCCCAACUUCAGAAUCCCUCUGCACCAUCCGAUACCGUAUGUGGUCGUCGGACACACGGCGGGCACGGCCUGCAAAGGGGAAGAGGAGUGCUUUGUUCUACUGCGCGCAUACCGCGACGAGCAUUACGCCAAGUGGGAGCAGCCCGACAUCUCGUACAACUUCCUCAUAGACGUGGAGGGCAACAUCUACGAGGGCCGUGGCUGGGGCGCCACCAACAACUACGAGAGGGAGUGGGUGCUGCGCUGCAACCUGGCCGUCACCUUCAUGGGCAACUUCGUGCACCACAACGCGACGGAGGCGAUGGCGCGCUCGCUGCAGCUGCUGCUGGAGCUGGGCGUGUCCCUGGGCAAGCUGGACAGCGAGUACCGGCUGCUGGCGCACAACCAGGUGGCCAGCACUCUCAGCCCGGGGCCCAACGUGCUCAAGCUCAUCGAGUCCUGGCCGCACCGCUGCUUGAAGCUCUGCAGCGCCGGUAUGCAGUGCAUCCGAGCAAACUCGACGGAAGUGAGCACGACAGCACUGAGCACCGUCGAAAGUGGAGAAAGUUGAACUGCAGCAAGUGAAUGCGCACUGGAAGUAGCACUUCUGUGGUGCCAGACCUUUUUCUCGAAUUCUGUGUGCUGGACGUUUUCAGGAGUUGUAAGUGAACCUCUAAGAACGGACUGAUUGGUGAACCUCACAUUCGACAUAUAAUUUGAUUAAUACCUUGAUUUAUUCAGCAUAGUCGCAGUACACAGAGUGAAACAGUUCAUAACCUGUCCACGCCGAGUCAGAGUCACUGCAUCCCAAAACUGAACAAGGUAGUCUCACCAAAACGUCCAGGGAGCCAAAGCCAAUACGUUACACUCAGUACUGAAGCCCUCCACUGCAGUUACAGGGUACGCAUCCAAUCCACAGGUUGUUGUAGUUGUGAUCUUCAGACCUGAGACUGGUUUGAUGCAGCUCUCCAUACUACCCUAUCCUGUGCAUGUUUCUUCAUCUCCCAGUAUCUACUGCAACCAACAUCCUUCUGAAUCUGAUUAGUGUAUUCAUCUCUUGGUCUCUCUCUCUACGAUUUUUACCCUCCACGCUGCCCUCCAAUCCUAAAUUUGUGAUCCCUUGAUGCCUCAGAACAUGUCCUACCAACCGGUCCCUUCUUCUCGUCAAGUUGUGCCACAAACUCCUCUUCUCCCCACUUGUAUUCAAUAACUCCUCAUUAGUUAUGUGAUCUACCCAUCUAAUCCUCAGCAUUCUUCUGCAGCACCACAUUUCGAAAGCUGCUAUUCUCUUCCUGUCCAAGCUACUUAUCGUCCAUGUUUCUCUACCACACAUGACUACACUCCACACAAAUACUUUCACAGGUAUCGGCAAGUUUGCACGAUCACUGCAGGCGUUGUCACUAUCAGCUUGAUGAUCUGAAGUGAUGUAACGAAGCCUACCUCUGCUAUGCACCGUAGUUGAGGCCACCGACAGGGGUACUGGAACCGCGUCCUAACGCCUACUGCGGUAUCUGUCAGUGAAUGUGCUUUAUCUAUGUCGUUAUACGAGUCACUUUUGGGCCCUGACAUACGAAUCUUGAACUGCUGGGAAGUGGAUGGGAAGAGGAGAAAGUCUGAAUAUCGAACGAGAAGAUGUCGUUCGAACAUGAUCAACACCAUAACGCACUUGCCUUGGUAUUUUGCACACAUUCAGCAAUAUCAAAGUAUAGUGUCAGGUUAUAAAUAUACUCUUCAUGAUUGCAAAGCUUCGAGCAAAUCUUAAAACACGAUAAACAAAUUUCGUAGAAAAAUGGAUGUGCUUCACAACUGGUUUUUAUGUCAUCGCGGGGAAGAUACUUUUACUUGCAUUUUCUUUUUUCAAUAAAUGUCUUUGUUCCAUAUUUUUUAAAAAGGACUGUGGAUUUUAUUUAAAUAUAGCUUUUGCUGGGAAAUUAUAUUGGUUAUGGCUCAUUUUGCUUCCUAGUCUGACAUACUCCGAAUAAAAUUUCUACUGGUUGAUGGCACAGGUGAUCAGGAAAUAGACUGAACUUAUUUGAACAAUUGUUUUCUGGCAUAUCAGAAUUACGUAUCCUGCAAAAAAAUCUGAGGUUAUGGCCCAUAUUUUUGGUAACAUGCCCGUGACUCCAUAGACACUUAGAGAUACCUGAAGUGCACCACGAAGAGGUGCCCUGAGAAUGAAGCAAAACAUUUUUAGAGCCUUUGUUUACUGUGAACUGAAAGUAGACAAUUGUAUUCUUUUACAAUAAUUUAUAAACAAGAAGUUAAUUCGUUAACUGUAAAUGUUUCGUUUCGUUGUUCUUAAAAUGACAAAAGUUGGUACAUUUGAAAGAAACAGUCCAAGUGGUUUUUAAUAGCCUAAAAUGUGAAAACUUAUGUUCCUAAGCAGGGAAAGUAACCUACAAUGUUAUUGUUUCUUUUCUUCUUCAUUGUUCACUCUUGCAGCGUCGAGAAGGUUAUUUUAAUAUCUUCAAACCUCAGCAGCGUAAGAAAAAGCAAUUUUUCAAGGUACGAAAUGUUGGCUGUUGAGAGCUCUUUUCGACGUAGCUAAUUUUGUACCAUAUUCUCACUGAAAAAGGUGACGAUGACUUCCUUGCCUUCAGGUAGCACGAGAAUGUAUACAAUGUGUGGUUCACCAUUCAGUUCCUUUGUCUAAAUUUCGCACACACUGUUUCCUAGCAAAAAUGGCUAGCAACACGUAUGUGUGAGACAGACGCUCUAUUUAGUGACUCUGCAUUGCUAUGUCUGUGAUAUUAAUUGAUAGUAAACUGCAAAAGUUUUGAAAAUAAUGACAGAGUGGAGAAGAGAUAUGGAAAAAUAAACACUCGCGAAAAGAGGUAGGCAAAUUUUAUUUCUUGUCUGGGAAUUACGAGCUUAAGUGUGGCAGUGGCACUAAUGUGAGACUAAUGUGCAUCUGAUUUCAAACUGUGACUGUGUUAGAGCAUCAAUAGUGUGAAAGUUCGUCGCUGUGGUGUGUACUGUGCAUGAGCAAGUAGCGUAAGACAAUCAGAACUGGGCUAAGAAGAAGGAGCCGUCUCUCAGCAGCUUCUUCUCUUUCGUUCAUACUAUACUCCUGUCUCACCUUUGAUAUAAUUCUUGUGUGAUCUCUGUAGCUUACAAAAACGUUCGAAAAGUGUGAACAGUGUGAUUUGAAAGUUGCAUCACAUUCCAGUCAUUAAAAUUUUCUCAGUUAAUAAUCAUUCAUAAA